AUGCUUAUUCCCCAGGCUGACAAUAUACAAGCUCAUCAUUGCAUGAAAUCACAUCCUGGAAACCGUAUCAUGCGCGAUUUCUACCAUGUGGCUAAACUAGAAGGCUCGACCCUUCCUAGCAUCCUUGGGCUUACAGCCUCAGUUGAUGUAGACAAAAUUUCGGAGCUCGAACGAAACCUGGAUGCAACCUGUCGCGCCCCGUUAGUUCAACGCCACGAAUUGACAGAGUAUGCUCCUCAUCAGUGUCUCACAAAAAUCUCCUACACCCAAAGUUGCUACGAUACGGUGAGCCCACCUUCUUAUUUGGAUACACUGGAAGAGGCAGUCAUGGAGUUACGUGAAUACAGCAAAAGUGAAGGUUAUAGCAUCCAUAGUGAACUUUUGAAAGUUCCCUCGAAAGCACGGGAUAUUUGGCAUCAUUUAGGGGCAUGGGCUCUACAAUACUUUAUGACACGAAGGGUUCCACAGCUUGUCCAGCACAUUACCAAACAGGAGACAACCGCCUCUGUUCAGUCAUACGAUCACAGAUUUACGGCUUUGAGAACCGUACUGAACAGUAUUGUGGAAGGAGCUGUUGUCCCCUUACAGUGGCCUGGCAAUAUUUCCAAUAAAGUGAAACGACUCCUAUUAUUUCUGAAAGAAAGAAGUCACCCAGAUUCCUCGGGUGUCAUUUUCAUUCGAGAAAGGAUAACAGCAUAUGUCCUUUCGGCGCUGCUUGAUACUCACCCAUUAACUCAAAAUGCCUUCCGAUGCGCGCCCUGUCUCUGUGUGAGCAGCUCUGUUCGAUCUGAGUCUUCUUGGACCAAAGGGGACGAUUUGUCUUUUGGGAAAAAUGAGGAUAUUGUUAUGCAGUUCCGCAGCGGCCUAAAAAACUUGAUUGUUGCUACUAGCGUUCUAGAAGAAGGUAUUGACCUCCCAGCUUGCCACCUGGACAUUUCAUUUGAUUCUCCGGACAAUAUUACAUCUUUCAUCCAGCGCCGAGGUCGAGCACGACAGGGCAUUUCCGAAUUUGCUGUGAUGGAAGCAAAUGAUGUUGAAUCCGUUUCCGCGUCUUCCAAACAAUAUAGCGAUCUUGAAAGGCAAAUGCAGAUCAUAUGCUUAGACCAUCAACGAAGCCAUCAGACGCUAGAGGCGGGCAACAUCCAAUCGGACGAUGUCCUUCUCCAACUACGAUUACACACGGGGUUUGCUCGUCACCUCCCAAAACUUGCCCUGUUGACUAGCGAGAACGCUAUACCCCAUCUAUUUCACUUCUGCACAACCUUGCAAAGGGAAACACUUGGCGAAACCCAUCCCACGUUCUCAUACCAAAGGAAUGGUGAAGGUCUUGCACGAUCAACGGUUUAUCUGCCGAGCGGCAUUGACCGUUUCUUACGAAUUGUGGAUGGUCACCAUUGGUGGGGAGCAAAGCAGUCGGCCCGACAGGAUGCCGCCUUUCAGGCUGUUCGUGCCUUGCAUGGUCAAAAUCUCAUAGAUGACCAUCUUCUUCCUUUGUUUUCGGACAAUCCCUGGACCAGUGAGAUUUAUGAAAGAGAUAUUGUCGCAGAGCUCCCCCAAACAGAAAAUUUGAUCAACUUUUGGAAAGGCAUUCCGGGACCUUGGACAGAACGCAAGCUAUAUAAGUGCCGCGUCAGUUUCUCCGCAAACGGGAAAGAUAGGCCAGAACUUGCAAUGGCGAUCUUUACGCCUGUCAAAUUACCGGUGAAGGACGAUCUGGAUCUUUACUGGGAUAACCGAACAUCAUUCACUGUUAGCUUGCAGCCUUUCAACAAGGAGACUGCAAUUUCACCAUCCACCAGACGCCUCAUAUGGGAGAUCUCGACCCUACUAUUCCAAUCUACACGCGCAAGUUCUGUACAAGAACAGUAUCCAGAUUUUCUGCCCUUUUUUACCCCAGACCUUCCUCUGCAAGAUUUAGAAGACUGGCUCAGUGUUAACUAA
Molecule: messenger RNA, 1941 nt
Organism: Penicillium canescens
Lineage: Eukaryota; Fungi; Ascomycota; Eurotiomycetes; Eurotiales; Aspergillaceae
Product: ATP-dependent helicase dcl2
Exons: 4
Coding region: 1-1941 (646 amino acids)
Biological process (GO): siRNA processing
Cellular component (GO): nucleus; cytoplasm; RISC complex
Molecular function (GO): RNA binding; ribonuclease III activity
Source: RefSeq, a predicted model, not a curated record